Callorhinchus milii (elephant shark) is the source of this 2975-nucleotide messenger RNA. RefSeq names its product sushi-repeat containing protein X-linked 2 (gene srpx2). Bases 134 to 1549 code for a protein of 471 amino acids. The record is from RefSeq and is a predicted model, not a curated record. NCBI's taxonomy places the organism in Eukaryota, Metazoa, Chordata, Chondrichthyes, Chimaeriformes, Callorhinchidae. The transcript is spliced from 11 exons.
CACAUGCAGCAAAGUCCAGGGUUGGAACAUGUACUGAACAGUAGCGUGGAAAUAGAAUCCAAAGAUCCAGUGCUGCAUGCAUGAGCCACGUCCAGAAGUUUCAGACUGAGUUAGACCUGAACAACAAGCAGUCAUGUUAAGAAACCUACUUCUGUUCCUGUCUGUCUCUGUGAGGAUGGCUGCUGUCAAUGGAUACGGAUACAGAUAUGGGUAUGGAUAUGGGUAUGAAGGUUCUGGGUAUUCGUAUCCGGAAAGCCGAGACACCGAUUACAGUGUCCAAUACACUGGCAGUGCUUACCACGUCGAUUACAGAGAGCCCCGAUGGUGCAAUCACCUGAGAGUCGAGGAUGGUUAUGUGGACUGCCGUUCACCGAGGGGCCCCAACUACAGGAGCACAUUGGGGACCCGCUGUGCCAUACUGUGUGACAGAGGCUACAGGCUGCUGGGGCGAGGGCAUGUGCAGUGUCUAGUGAGCAGGCGCUGGUCUGGCUUCAGCAGGUGCAAACAGGUGCGUUGUCACAUGUUGCCAGCCUUCCCAUAUGGCACCUACAUAUGUUCCAAGGGGUCUGCCAUGGAUUCCCGGUGUGAGUACAUAUGUGAACAAGGAUAUCAGCUGGAAGGAGACCGAACGAGAGUGUGUCUGCAGACUGGCCAGUGGAGUGGGACUGAACCAUUCUGUGUAGAUCAUGAACCCCCCAGGAUAAAAUGCCCGGGGUCACGGGUGAAGGUGGCAGAGCCGGGCAAGAUGAUGACACGAGUGUACUGGGACCCUCCAAGGAUAAAGGAUCCUGCUGAUAAGCACAGCAUAAAGUUGAUUCUGAAGGGCCUGCGGUCGGGGUCUGAGUUUACGGAGGGCGAGCACCUGAUCCGGUACGUGGCCUACGACAGAGAGAGGAACAAGGCCUCCUGCAAGUUCACCAUCAGAGUUCAUGUCAAGCGAUGUCCCACCCUGAAGCCCCUUCUCCACGGCUAUAUCACGUGCACCUCUGAUGGAAAUAACUACGGCGCCACUUGCUCGUACUUGUGCGACGGAGGCUAUGAGCGUCAAGGCGUCCCUAAACGGGUGUGUCUGUUUAAUCGAAGCUGGUCAGGAGUCAGACCGUCCUGCGUGUCCAUUCAAAUCAACACGGAAGUGACGUCAGCGACUGCUCUCUUGGACCAGUUCUAUGAAAAACAGCGUCUCCUGAUCAUAUCCUCUCCCAGUCCAUCAGAUGUCUACUACAGAUUGCAAAUCAACAUGUUGCAGCAAGCCACCUGUGGUCUGGACUUGAGACAUAUAAUACUGAUAGAAUUGGUGGGAUCUCCACCACGAGUCGUGGGGCGUCUGAAUGACCAGGAGCUCUCCUCAGAUGUUAUUGAUCAACUCAGGCAAGUGCAUUACUUAUCCAGCAUGUACUUCAACAUGGUCCUCAUUGACAAAUACGGCAUAGACAGGGAGCGGUAUAUCCAGCCCGCCUCGUCCGGUGAGCUGUUCUCCUUCGUUGAUGAAUACCUGUUGCACAAGGAGGAAAGAGCCCUUCAACAGCAAAAGACAGAACAAUGUGAUUGAGGCUGCUGUGCCUCCAGCCUUCAGCACUCUGACUGCCUCGAUCCUCCUCAGUCCAUUAUGUUCUGCUUGUUUCAAUCCACAAACUGAUCAAUACAGAUCAAUUAUUUUAUUAACUUCCCAAAGUGCAACUUUAAUGACUCUCUCAAGCCCUGAAUGCCUUUAGAAGCUUUCUGAUUAUUCAAAUAAGACCCCAAAAUUGUUUUUUGGUGAACGAAACUGCACAAAGUUGACCUUAACGAAGACCAGUUACAGAAAGGUACAUCAGCCCAAUGAAUAGGAAAUGGUUGCAGAUCGAAACCAGACCAUUUGGCCUAUUACACCUGCUUCAUCUGUGCAGUUUUCAGUCUUUCAUCGCAGUGAAUAACCACGUGGGAAACCUCAAAGAAAACUGUAGCAUUUUUCUCCUUUCCUCCUGCAAUUGUCAUUAAGUACAAGCUCCAAGUUAUCAACCCCUCAUUUCCUCCAUUGCUCAGUCUUGAAUGGUUGGAUUCCACAGAUGAAGAUGAUCACUUGGAUUGUGUUCUGUAGAUGAUUUGAUCACCUCUACUUGUCUUAAUCUCAUAUCCUUCAAUACAUGUUGUAACCGUAUAUUCCAGCAAUUUAUUUUUGUUUAAAAAAAAAGUGAAGUAAUUCACUACUAUUGCAAGCAGUUCAUUUCACACAUCGGCUACAUUGGUGAGAAAUAUCUUUUGAAAUUGUGGUGAGACUGUGGACCUCACUGCCAGAAACCGUGGUCAAAGAAAAAAGCAUGAAUGCAUUUAAAAAGAAACUCGAUGCAUAUAUGAGGGAAAAGGGAAUAGAGGAGGUGUGGGAGAAGGAUGGGUAGAGGCUCAUGUGCACUGGCACGGGCUAGUUGUGCCAAAUGUCCUAUUUCCGUGCUUUCAAGUAUAUCUCAUUCCAUGUAAUCUAUGGUUUGAUUCAAGGUUUUCUAAUUUUGUGUUCUGCUUCCUCAAAUGCUACACAUGUAAUUCUCUCUUUGCAUGUUUACCCAUGAUUAGCACAACCUGCAAAUUAGCAAAACCCCAUUACCCAAAAUAUUUCUACUUUAAUCAUUCCAUUCAAAGACUAUCUGCCCUCUGACAAACCUAUGUCGAUCCUUCUUUAUACAAUUCACCUUUUUAUUCCCCCCUAAUAUUAGUUAUCUUCUGUCAUUGUAACAUUUAAUUUUUUGUAUAUUUUAAAAUCAUACUGCCUUAUUAAAUGCAACUUGCAAUUUUGUUUAUAAUGUUAAUUUUGUGGAGAUAGGAUGUUACCAUGUUCAGGUGGCAAAUAAUGUAUUGUAAUGAGAUCCUUGUGUUCAUUUUCAACUUGCAAAAAUGCACCUAUUUAAUUUACAAAAUUAAUUGCAAGUUUUAUUUUGUCCAGCAUGUUCAUAGGGUGUAACAAAUUUAUCAUGUUAACAAAUAAAAAAAAUGUACAUAUGCAA